AUGUCAGAGGCCAUAUCUUCAUUAGUCGUUCUGUUUCCGAAUGUCAACGAAUCAGUACUUGAAAAAACUCUAGAGAGUGCAAAUGGCGAUGUCGGCGUUGCCUGCAACAUGAUUCUGAGUGAACAAGAAGCCUUAUGUCACUCCAACGAAGAUGAGCUUACCAAUGAAGUUCUCCCCGUAGAAGCCGAAACAAAGGAUUCUAGGAAGACAGAAAAUACCUCCCGGUCUCCAAACUUGGGCCCAGUCAAUUUGAAAAAGCGCUUAUAUAGGCCGAUCCAUUCUUUUGAGAAGCUACAGCCAACUGGUUGUUUAUCAAACAAAGCUGCAAACACUAAGGCAUGGAAUGCAUCAGCCGACCACAUACGCGAGAUUGUAGAACACACUGAUGUGCCAAAGAAUAUCGCACAGAUCGCUUAUCAUAAACAAGCGUUGAACCCUGCUAGGGCAAUAAUUGACAUCAUAUAUCACUUUUCAAGCCAUGUCUUCAGAGUUGAAGCACCUACCUCACAAUCAGGUGGCCCUGAAUCUACCACGGCUUACCCAAGUACAUCUAUUCUUGGAGUGGGUGGACGCGUACAAUCAACUCGCGGUCUCGCGCAUCGAAAGGAUAUGAACUUUGGAUUUAAAGAGCGAUCUAAUGAACAAGGAGAUGAAGCUCACAAUAGGCUAGACACAAAGGAGCUCGAUAAGGAUAAGGGUGAUUCAGAAAGUUUAAUCAGAGCCAGCUACGAGUUGAAUUUGACGAUAGCUAGCAAUCCACCACUUAAGGCCAUAAAUCCGUUAUUUUGGAAGACUGCAUUGAGGUUUUACCGUGGUGAUAUUUUAAGAACAACUUUAGUUGGCUCAUAUAUCCUCAAUAACAACUCUUCUCAGUACACUUUCAUUGACGCUGUGGCUAAGCAAACAUCUUCUGGCUUUCCCGAAUCUACCACGGGCACUAAAAAAAAUGUGACCUCUAAACUGCGGCCACCCUCUUCCACGUCAGACAAACAAUCUAUUUCACAAAGCAGCUUUGAUACCAAAGAUAAGUACGCAAGGGCAUUGCAAAUUUUCGACGACUUAUUCAAUACUCAUUCCGCUGAUCUGCACGGUUUCUACCCACAGGAAGCGAAAGCGGUAGCACAAGCUUGCUUGGAAACUUGGUGGGAAGAGGAAAUUAGCUUACGCGAGAUCAAUGCUGAUCGUGCUAGGCUUAUAAGGGCCCAAAACAUCGCCCCAAUUAAGAUCAUUACAGGACGUGGCCUGCACAGUGUGGGAGGUAUUUCAAAAGUGCGAAACACAAUAAAGAGUUUUUUAGAUCAAUACAACUACGUCUACACCGAAGAGGCAUCGUACUUUGUGGUUGAAGGGCGGCGUACUGUAAAAUUGCCAACCAGGAGUCGAUGA
Messenger RNA from Lachancea dasiensis, 1386 nucleotides. NCBI's taxonomy places the organism in Eukaryota, Fungi, Ascomycota, Saccharomycetes, Saccharomycetales, Saccharomycetaceae. The record is from the annotation of a GenBank genome assembly.